ACCCAGGGCAGGUUCUGCAACUGGACUAAGUUCUACAAUGAAGUUAUGGGACACAUUUACCACCUGUUUCGUGCUGCUGAGCAGCGUACACACGAGCCCUCUCCGGAACCGACCGUCCACAAAAAGAACACGCGCUUCAGAGAGUCUCCAUGACUUCCCCCCAAUGCAGCUCAGUAUAUUUUCAACCAAAAGUCCAGAAACAGCCGACAGGGAAGAGCGAUCUGUAGAAACACAAUAUAACAUGGUUGAGCUUCAGCCAGAGCAGUUUGAGGAUGUGGUGGAUUUCAUCAAAGUCACCAUCAGUAGACUGAAAAGCUCGCUACACCUGGGCACGGGCUCAAGGAUACGAAUGAAACGAGAGAGAAGGAAAGGAGGGAAGGGAGCAACUAGAGGAAAGGACCAGAGGGAGAGGUCUGGGAGCGGACGAGGGAGAGGGCGAGGGAAAGGGGGCAGAGGACAAGGCUGUCUGCUCAAACAGAUCCACCUGAAUGUGACUGACCUGGGCUUAGGUUAUCAAACCAGCGAGGAAAUGAUCUUCCGGUACUGCAGCGGACCUUGCAGGAACUCGGAAACGAACUACGAUAAAAUCCUCAACAACCUCACCCAAAACAAGAGGCUCCUGCCGGAAACGCCACCUCACGCUUGCUGUCGACCAGUCGCCUUUGACGAUGACCUGUCCUUCCUGGAUGACCACUUGAUGUACCAUACAAUGAAGAAGCAUUCUGCCCGAAGGUGUGGCUGUGUCUGACCUCCAGCCUCUUGUGUCACUAAGAAGAGAGUCAAUAGUAGUGAGAGAACAUGGCUUGGAUCAAAACCAAGAUACAUAUUGUAGAGGCCA
Oncorhynchus mykiss (rainbow trout) is the source of this 838-nucleotide messenger RNA. RefSeq names its product glial cell derived neurotrophic factor b (gene gdnfb). Gene Ontology annotation, molecular function: glial cell-derived neurotrophic factor receptor binding; growth factor activity; receptor tyrosine kinase binding. NCBI's taxonomy places the organism in Eukaryota, Metazoa, Chordata, Actinopteri, Salmoniformes, Salmonidae. The record is from RefSeq and is marked provisional. Gene Ontology annotation, biological process: negative regulation of neuron apoptotic process; positive regulation of branching involved in ureteric bud morphogenesis; peripheral nervous system development.